Messenger RNA from Paramecium tetraurelia, 948 nucleotides. RefSeq lists its product as uncharacterized. The transcript has 5 exons. NCBI's taxonomy places the organism in Eukaryota, Ciliophora, Oligohymenophorea, Peniculida, Parameciidae. Gene Ontology annotation, molecular function: oxoglutarate:malate antiporter activity. The record is from RefSeq and is a predicted model, not a curated record. Gene Ontology annotation, biological process: transmembrane transport.
AUGCCAACAUGGUUUGAAUUAAUAUCUCCUUUCUUAAUCGGAGGUAUAUCAGGAUGCACAGCCACAACCUUUGUCCAACCUAUGGACACUGUGAAAGUGCGCAUUCAAGUUCGAAGCGAACUCAAAGGACAAGGCCAUAGUGUCAAUGUCAGCACAAUUGAUAUCGUAAAAGACAUCAUCAAAACUGAAGGGCCAUUCGGAUUUUACAAAGGAAUUGGAGCUGCCUUGUUGAGACAAGUCACUUAUGCUACAACUCGUUUGGGAUUAUAUAGAGCCAUCGAUGAUCAUUAUAAAAGAACACAUGGGAGAAGCAUGAUCUUCUGGGAAAGAUGUUUAGCAUCCUCAUUUUCUGGUUUUGUUGGAUCCAUUGUUGGAAAUCCAGCAGAUUUGUGUUUGGUCAGAUUUCAAGCUGACACCCUCUUGCCAGAAGCCCAAAGAAGAAACUAUAAAAAUGUUUUUGACGCUCUCUAUAGGAUAGUUAGUGAGGAGGGACUCAUCACUCUCUGGAGAGGAUCCUUGCCAACAGUUAUCAGAGCCAUUGCCAUGAACUUAAGCAUGUUAACAACCUACGAUCAAAUCAAAGACAUCAUCGUAUCACUCCAUGGCAAAGGAAAGGAAGAUUACAUGGACAAAUUACUAUCCUCUGCUGCAGCUGGUAUCGGGUGUGCCAUCGCCUCUUUGCCUCCUGACAAUCUCAAAACUAAACUUUAAAGAAUGAAGAAAGACCCCACCACUGGACAAUUCCCAUACAAAAAUAUAGGAGACUGCUUCUUGAAAACUAUCUAAAGAGAAGGUGUCACUGGACUAUGGGUUGGAUUGCCAGUCUUUUACACAAGAGUCGGACCUCACGCUAUGAUUACUCUGUUAGUCUAAGAUACAUUGACUUAAAUGUGGAAUCCUCCAAAGAAGAAAAAUUGAUAUUAAUCUAACAAUUAUCAAAUUAGAUCA